GGUUAGUUUGCCUACAGGUUUAGGUAAAACCUUUAUUGCAGCUGUUGUCAUGUUCAAUUACUUUCGAUGGUAUCCCAUAGGAAAAGUUAUUUUUAUGGCGCCAACAAGGCCUCUUGUAAAGCAGCAAAUAGAUGCCUGUUAUGAUAUUAUGGCAAUUCCUAAAGAAGCCUCAGUUGAGAUCACAGGAGUAGGUACAAAGGUAGCUUCCAGGGAAGACAUAUGGAAUGAGAAAAGAGUGUUUUUUAUCACUCCUCAAAUUCUGCAAAAUGAUUUGGACAAAAUUCCAACUUUAGGUCCAAAAUAAAAUGUUUAGUCUUUGAUGAAGCACAUCGAGCAAGAGGUAACCAUUCUUAUUGUGAAGUUAUCCGAAAACUUUCCACUACCAACAAAUAUUUUAGAGUUUUAGCUUUGAGUGCUACUCCUGGAGGAUCUACUGAAGAUGUACUAGAUGUUGUUCAAAACUUAUUGAUAUCACAUCUAGAAUUUCGCACAGAAGAAAGUUUGGAUGUAAGCCCUUAUGUUUUUAAAAGAAAUUUAACUACUAUUGUAGUACCCCUAGGUGAUAAAUUGCAAGAAGUGAAGGAUAAUUAUAUGAAAGUUUUAGAAUAUUAUACUAGAACUCUUGUUAAAUACAAAGUGAUUCAAGGUAAUUGUGCCAACUUGACCAAAGGAAAAAUAUUUAUGAUGACCAAAAGUUACAAACAAAAUAGGGCAACUAGUUCAAACUAUGAUGAAAUCAUUAGAUGUCUCAACAUAUGCAUAACACUGUACCAUGCUUCUGAAUUACUAAUAAGACAUGGUUUAAGAAGCUUUCUUACAUUCUUUGAUGAACACAUUGAUAAACCAUUAAUAAAGAGAAAUACAAUGGUAAGGGAAAUAAUGGCAGAUGUUAGAGAAUAUUUAGGACCACCACCACAGGUCCUCCACUUACCUAGUGGAGAUGUUACAGAAAUUUCGCCAAGUGUCAAAUUUGGUCAUCCUAAAUUUUACAAGUUGAGAGAUAUAUUAAUAGAUCACUUUAAAGAAUCUAACAAUUCUAGUAGAGUAAUAGUUUUUUUUGAGUACAGAGAAUCUGUUAAUGAAGCCUACGCCUUACUGAUUCAGUCAAAACCAACUAUUAACCCCAGGAUAUUUGUUGGACAAAAACAGGGCGUUACACAAAAAAUACAAAUAAAUGUAAUUAAACAAUUUAGGGAGGGUACCUGCAAUGUUCUUCUUUCUACAUCUAUAGGAGAAGAAGGUUUAGAUGUGGGAGAAGUGGACCUAAUAAUAUGUUUUGAUAUUUCCAACAAAUCUCCAAUCCGCAUGGUUCAACGAAUGGGCCGUACUGGCAGAAAAAAAGAUGGAAACAUUAUAGUUUUAGUAACAGAAGGAAAAGAACAACAAACCUUGAAAGAUUGUCUUAUUCACAAAAAUAAUGUGGCAAAUCAUGUUUUGGGUUCCAAGCACUUGGUAAAUUGUUUAAAAGGAGAAUGCCCGAGGUUGGUACCUGAUGGAGUAGUUCCAAAAUGUGAGAAGAUUUUCAUUACAGUGGAAAAACCUGUUGCAAAGAAGGGUAGUACCUUAAAGGAUAUGUUAAGAACGCUAUCAUCCAAAUCUUCUGAACCUUCAUUUUCACCGAAUUUACAAAUUACUGAUUAUCAAAAAAAUAUUCCAGAAUCACAGUUAUUGGCUACUACAGCAAAUGCGCUAAGUGACAACACUUCUGUUUCUAAUACGUUUGCUAAAAGAAUAGAGAAGCAGAGAAGUUUUCAAGAAACUCAUAAAAUUAGUCAUUCUGAAAAUUGUAAAUUAUUAGUUAAUUUACUUCAAAUUGCGGAGUCGCGAAGAUUCAAUAUACCGAUGACUCAAAUAAGUAAUUCGUCUAAUAAUAAGCAAUUAAAGCAAACGGACAUACGGAAUAUGUUCUUUAAAUCACAAAGUGCCAAGGAUUUUGACAUAUCCCCUACACAAAUUCCAACAAUUCCUGAGAUUCCAAUCGUCACAGAAGAAAAUCUUUUUCCAGGACUUUUGACGGAGAUCACAACUUUUUUGUCAAUUUGCUGUGAUACAAAUUCAAUAAAAUGCAAUAUUUGUCCAACAGAGUUUAAGUGUGAAAAAAAUACUUAUAAAAAUUGUUUUGCAACUACUCUAAAUUGGAUAGAACUUGACCCUUCUGUAUAUACCUCUGUUACUGUGGAUGAUUUAAAACUCUUUGAAAAAGGAUUGGAUAAGUCAGAUGAUAGUUUUCAGUUUGAAGAGACUUUAGAUUUUUCAGUUCCUGAUAUACCUAUUAAUAAUAUUAGUAAGGAAAUUGUUUUAGAAUUAGGAGAUCUGAUAGAUAAUAGUAUUUUGGGAGAUUUUUGCAAUAAGACUGCAAAUUACGAAGCACCUAAAUCUUUAAGUAAUUUGUUAAACACGUAUAGUACUUCUAUAAUAGAUGAACAAUUCAUUUCGGAAAAAAAUACAAAUAAAAUAGAAAAUGAUUCUACCGAAGAAAAAUCUAAGAAAAUAUUUUCUGAUGCCGACAUUAAAUGUAUUCUAAUCUUCUUUAAAUUGGAUCAUUUAAAUGAUAUUUUUGAGGAAGAUUUUAUACCUGAUUCUCAAGAAACCAUCACAUAUUCCCCAGAUCUCUUUGAAGAAAGUGUUAAAACACAGAGGGAACAAUUGAAAACUCCAGUUCAGAAUCAAAGCAACAGUGAUGAUUCAUGUUCUCCCAUUUUAUGUACGUUUACUGCUAAAAAAAAUAAACCAACAGUGAGGAGUCAUACACAAGAUAAUAUAAAAAAAAAAUUACCAGAAACUAGCUCACCUUCUCUAACCACUUUUAGUAGAAAAGGAUUAACAAGUACUCCUUUGACCCAAAAGGUUCCUAGAAAUGAGACUACUCUGAAAAGUACAGAUAAAUCAAAUCCCAAUUCUUUAAAAAAGCAAAGAAGUAAAGAGUUUUUGGAACCCAAUAAAACUGAUGUAAUUGAAUUAGAAGAUUUAUUCGAUUUUUCAAGUUUUGGUUUACCAACAAGUAAUAUUGAAAAAUCCGGAUUUACGAAAAUAAUUUCAAUGGCUGAUAGUUUUAGUCCAGACGAUUUCUGUGAAACUCCUUUAAUGAAAACUUCGUCUCAAAAUUCCAAAAUUAAUUCAAAUGUUCCUGAGAAAAACACUAAAAAUAUAGAUACUUCUCAUUUAGAUGAUUUUGUUGAUGAGGAUCUUUUAGAAAUCUUUAAACCUAUCUGUGAUAUUACUGAAAUCAAAACUUCACACUCUACAAUAAAUAUUAAAACCACGAAAUCAUUAGAUUUCAUCAAUGAAACUAGGGAACUAGACAUUGAAGGUGCAGAAAAUAAAAAUAUUAAUCUAGUUUCCGAACAAUUAAAUCAAAACACUAAAACAAUGGAAACUAAAAGCGAUUGUGCAUCUUCACAGACAACAGUAACACAGAUUUUAUCUACAAUAAAUAAACCAACUCAGUCCAGUAACCCAUCUCAAAUUUCAAAACAAUUAAAUCAAAAGAUUGAAAUGACAAUGAAAAAUAAAAGCAAUUAUCGUGCAACUUCACAGAUAACAGUAACACAGACAUUAUCUACAAUUAUUAAACAAACUCAGCCCAAUAAAUCAUCUCAAAAAGAAAAUGUUGAAAACAAUGUGUUAGAUGAUGAUUUUGACUUUUUUCAGUUUGGUUUGAAUAAGAAAGUUCAUAAACAUAUUUCAUCUGAAAAGAUACCAAAACAUACCAAAGCGAAAUUAAAUGAUUCUUCUAAAGCAAAUCUUAAUAUAUCAUCCAACACAUCUCUUAACUCUAGUAGAAGUUCUGUGAAUACAUCACAUGAGUCUGUAUCACUAAGCGUAUUUCCUAAACGUUGUGGGCCUAACAAAUCCAAAACUGUUGAUACAAAUAAAUCUAAUAACAUUUCAACUAAAUCGCUUAGUGAGGAUGAAUUUGAUACCAAGCCCAAAAGUCCAGUAUGGUUAAGACCUAAACAAUUUGUAAAAAAAAGAAAAAAUUCAGAUAAUGAUUCGGACAGCGAUUUCGAAAGCAGUUCUGUUAGCCCUCUUACAUAUAGAUCCCAAGCACGGAAGAAACCAAAUUUGAAUAGAGAUGAUGUUGCACACGAACCUAAAAGGAAGAAAUUAAUUAACCAGUUCAUAGAAGAUGAAGCUGAUGUAUCUGUAUGUGAUAGUAUUGUGAUAUCUGAUGAUGAAUUUGAUACAGGAACUCAAGACAAAUAUGAUGCCAGCUUUGUUGCUGACGAAACUCAGGACAUGGAUACUCAAAUGCAUGCAGUUUACCUUAAAUCUGUUAGGAGUCCAUUAAUUCCGAGCAGGUUUAAAAUCCCUUAUAAUGUGAAAACCAAUGUUAACAUCCUACCACAACAAGAAAAUAAUGAAAAUGAUACUUAUUUAGAUGAUUCAUUUGUGGUUCAUGAUGAAACAAUUGAGGCUCGACAAGAAUUAUCUCAGUUGGAAAUACUAGAAAAGAAAUUAGAGAUGCGAAGAAAACAUAAAAAAACGCUUUUAGGACUAAAAAAGACAUCACAAAAGAAGAGAAUAGUUUAUAUUGAUAGCGACAGUGAGUGAAAUAGUGAUACAUAUGUAGUAAUAUGAAUCUUUAUUUAGGAGCUGCUAAAUCCUGACCGGCGUGGCGUGCACAAAUUGUUUCUUAUGUUUUCCGCUAGAGUGUGUGUAUUUGAGCCCGGUUUUUUAAAUUAAUGGAUAAUUUAGACUUACAUAUUAUAUAGUGCCUCAAAAAUUGUAUAUUAAUUUUUAUUUUAUUGUUAAUAAUUCUGAGUUAGACAUGAGUUAAUAAAUAACCCAAUAAUUAGGCAUUUUAUUGGUAGGAAGGAAUAAAUAAAAUAACCAAUAAUAAGUAUAAGUAGUUCACUAAUUUAUGAAUUUUGACAAAUAAAAUCACCACAUAUUUAUAAUUUAA
This is a messenger RNA of Psylliodes chrysocephalus, 4906 nucleotides long. The record is from the annotation of a GenBank genome assembly. NCBI's taxonomy places the organism in Eukaryota, Metazoa, Arthropoda, Insecta, Coleoptera, Chrysomelidae.